CGCAGAGAAGGAGGGAGAGAGAGAAGGAGGGAGAGAGGAAGGAAGGAGGGAAGGAAGGAAGGAAGGAAGGGACGGCAGCCGCUUGGGCCGGGCUCCGAGGCCAGGCGAGGAAGAUGCCGAGGCGCCCCGGCUGCUGCUCCUGCCGCCUCCCUCUCCGCUGCUGCCCCCACGGCGCCCCGGGCCCACGCGGGCCAUGCGGCUGCGCCGACGGGUCCCGCUAACCGCGGCAUGGGAAGCACGAAGCUCUGUCAAAGAUGCACUGGACACCAGAGCAUGCUCAGCCCCUGAAUCAGUGGCCGGAGCAGCAUCUUGAUGUCUCCUCCACCACCUCCUCGCCUGCCCACAAAUCUGACCUCUACCACAGCAGCCGGCAGCGCUUCAACUAUGCCUGGGCCAAUGAUGACAUCUCAGCCUUGACGGCUUCCAACCUACUGAAGCGGUAUGCGGAGAAGUACUCUGGAGUAUUGGACUCCCCUUAUGACAGACCAUCGGCAAUCAACAGCUAUGGGGAUGGGGCCUUUGGGCCCCUCAAUGGUCAGAAGACGGAGAUGGAGCCUUGGCCAAUGACACAUAGCUCAGAGGGGGCAUACCCUUUGACCCCAAUGCAUGAUGGAUUGUCCGGCUCCAAGGGGAUUGUCCCUCCUGCUGUCACCCCAGGAAACAGUCUUGGUACCUCCCCUGUGGUCUCCAGUAAUCUCUCUGACUCAGUUUAUCCUGGUAACACUUGUGGGGGGGCCACUGCUUCUGGCGGCCUUGGGCCACCUCAGGAGUACUCUUCCAGCUACAGUGGAGGCUACUUGUCAUCAGGUUACUGCAGCCAGCCUGCCUCGGCGCUUCCUCCUCCUCCACACCCGUCUGCCUUGCACAGCUCAGGCCUCCUACAGCCCAGCCACCCCACAACCACGCUUGUCCCGGGCUACAGCCCCUCAGGAGCUAUGUACAACUAUGCCUCAGGCAGCUACCCACCUCAGCCUGGUUAUGGUACCAUCCACCCUCCUCACCCGUCAGCCUCUUACUUGCCCUCGGGUAUUGCUGCCCCCACCCCAAUCCCUCCUUCUUCUCGCCCCCCUGUGGUCCCUGGAUACAGCUACCAGAGCCCCCUCCCAGUGCCACCCCUCAGUGGGGAGUCAGGGAACUCUCUGAAAAGAAAGGCCUUUGACAUCACCGGUGAUGAAGAUGAUAGCGAAGGCCGGUAUCGCAAAUACAGCUAUGAGCAACCAAAGUCCCCAUAUCAGAUGUCCGACAGUGGCGAAUGUAGAGGGAAUGGAUUCAACCGCAGCUCUGAGGUGCCUUUCAAAGGUGGGAAAAGGUCUGUGGGAGUGGCGGCGGCAGCUGUGGCUUCAGAGGAGCCCAUAGAGAAAUACAACAGCCAGCCCAUGAAAGGACUCAUCUCGCCAGCUUACAGUGUUGGUGAAGCCCCACUGAGGCCAAGUGAGAGCUUUGAGAAGUUCACCCCUCCCGCUGCAAAUGGUGACCGCGAGGGAGAGUCCUUUGGUCUACGAAUGCAGCCGAAAACACCCACUUUCAGUAGUGACAACAGCAGCCAGACGAUAGAAGAACAACUGAAAACAGUGGAUCCUUUCAUCCUUGAACUAGUGAACAACAAGAUAAUUGACUGUGGCCCUCCGGUGCAGUGGACAGACAUUGCCGGACACGUCUCUGUCAAAGCUGCCAUAGAGGAAGAGCUGGUGUGGCCCAUCCUGAGGCCAGGUGCCUAUACUGGGGUGAACCGACCACCCAAAACCAUCCUUCUGUUUGGACCUCGUGGUGUGGGGAAGGUCCUGUUGAGCAGGUGUAUUUCUACACAGCUGGGAUCCACUCUGCUGAAGCUCAGUGGCACAGCCUUGGUCUCCAAGUGGAAGGCUGAAGCUGAGAAGAUCCUCCAGACAACCUUCUUUGUCUCCAAUUGUCGUCAGCCUGCCGUCAUUCUCAUCACCGAUGUGGAGUCUGUCCUGGAAGACUCCGCCAUCCUGAAGUCCCAGCUCCUCUCCUAUAUGGAUAAUCUUGCUACCUCAGGUGAGCAGAAUGUGGUUGUGAUAGCAACCACAACCAGACCUGGCAACCUGGAUGAAGCCACACAAAGAAGGUUUGCCAAGCGCUUCUACAUCUCCCCACCAGACAACACUGCCAGGCGGCAGAUCCUGCACCAUGCCUUAGCCCAGCAAAACUACUGCCUCAGCGAGAGGGAAAUGGCCUCCAUUGUGCAACUCACCGAAAGCUACUCUGGCAGCGAGCUCCUCCAACUUUGUCAGCAGGCAGGGGCCAAUAAGCUACACGGCUUGCCAGGCCAGCUUCAGCCCACCUCGUACAAAGAUUUUGAAAGCAUUUUCUGCAAGGUUCACCCUGCUGUCUCUCAGAAAGAGCUGGAUUUGUACAUUGAAUGGGAUAAAAUGUAUGGAUCGCGGCAUUAGUGGAGAGUGUCCUGCCUCACCUGUUAGAUCAUCCGGGGCUUCUUUGAGUGGGAGCUUGGGUUUCUCCAAUCGAGAGACCUUUUCCAAUUUUUUCCCCUCUCGGUGCUCCCAUUUCUGUGGGGCAGAACGCCUGCCUGCCUGCCUAUGGAAACAGGGGAAGGGUGAGGAGUCCUUCUAGUCUCUUAGAAAGUCAAACCUCCUGGAUGCAAGAACUUCCCUAGAUUGAUUUGCAUACAUUUGGUUUGGUUUGGUUUUUUUUAAAAGAUGUCUGAAAGUUUGUGUGGUGGUUGUUGGGUCUCUAUGUUAAGGAAAAAGUAGUUGCUCAAUGAACUCAGGAUAAUCUAUUUAUUAUUAAGCUGUUUCCCCUAGACACCCCCUUUCCACACCAGCAUUAUAAAGUGUUCAGACAGGUCUCCCCAGUUCCUUUUUUUUCCAUAGCGCACUUCCUGGAUCUUUCUGUUUGGUCGCACAGGCAUCACACUCGGGAUCAUUCGGUGCAUUCUGUCCUAAUUCAGGUGUGUUUCCAGGGAGAUCCCCCGGGUGUCCUUUAGAGCCUCCAGGAGUAUAAUUUCUGAGGCUGAUGGCAUCCGUGGGUUUUAAGGGAAGGGGCUGUGGGAUGAUUUUUUUUAAAAGUGUAGAUUGUUGAAUAAACUAGCCUCCUUUUUAUUUUUGUAAAAUAUGUAGUAGUGGGUUUUUUGUUUCUUUUUUAACGACUCAGGAAAAAUAAUUUACCUCAAACCAAGAAGAAUGUUUUUGUUUUUUGUUUUAACUCAAGGAAAAUUGUAAAAAAUGUUCCGGAGGGAUUACAGAAGUGCUUUUAAUGGCACGUUUGAUUCCCAUAUUAAAGCAAAAGCGAGAGAGGAAGAAUAAAAGCAAAGAUAAACUUGAAGUUGUUACAAAGAUGAAAGUUGAAUGUAUUUCAGGGGCGUUUCACAAUAUAUUAUGCCAUAACUUUAUUCUUUCUUUUUUUGUUUAAAGAAAGCAUUUUUACCAUAGCAUUUUUGUGGGGUAAUGUGUCUUCAAAGAUUAAGAAGUAUUAGUGCUGUAGUUUUAAAGCCAUGACUAGUACCACUUUUUGAAGGAAUCGUCCAAUGUCAUUUUCAAAUUUCAGGUUGCCAACUCAUUUCCUAUUUUGUUAUGGUGUUGAUUAAGACUUCAGAAUGCAUUAUUACAGUGAGCCUUCUGUAAGCCAAGAAAAAAAAUCUAGUUGAAGCUUCCAAAAUUAUAAUUUGUUGCAACAAAACCAGAUAUAUACAAAAAAAAAUUGUGUCAGGAGCAACUUGCGAAACUGCAGGUCACUUCUGGUGUGAGAGAAUUGGCAGUCUGCAAGGAUAUUGCCCAGGGGAUACCUGGAUGGUUUACCAUCCUGUGGGAGGCUUCUCUCAUGUCCCCACAUGGGAAGCUGGAGCUGAUAGAUGGGAGCUCACCCCACUCCAUAGUUUCGAACUGCCAAUCUUUCGGUCAGUAGUCCUGCUGGCACAAGGGUUUAAUAAGCCGCAAGCUUGUGAUUUUGAGGCAGUGUCUGCCUCUACCAUCAAGUGGCAAACAGGGGUGAUUCAAACUAUCGGAUUCUGUGGCCUCACAAUUCUCCGGCAUGUUCUCAGUGAAAAGAAAAAAUAAGUGAGUUACACUGGAGCUCAUCUACUUAUUUUCCCUCUAACUACCCC
Molecule: messenger RNA, 4078 nt
Organism: Anolis sagrei ordinatus
Lineage: Eukaryota; Metazoa; Chordata; Lepidosauria; Squamata; Anolidae
Gene: FIGNL2
Product: fidgetin like 2
Molecular function (GO): microtubule severing ATPase activity; ATP hydrolysis activity; ATP binding
Source: RefSeq, a predicted model, not a curated record